AUGAUUCAAGAAAUAAAGUUAUCUUGUAUGCAAGAUUUUUGGGCAAAAAGUUUUUGGAGUAAUGAGGAGAUUGAUUAUUCUUAUUCCAUGUCAAGGGAGGUGUCGGGAGGGAUAAUUACAUUGUGGAAGAAAGGCAAGGUGAAAAAGGUGUGUAGCUUUAAAAGUGAGGGAUAUUUGGGGAUAAAAUUCUUGUGGAAGAAUCAUAUUUAUUAUUUGGUUAAUGCUUAUUCAUCUUGCAACAUUAAUGAAAAGAAAUUGUUAUCGGGUAGGUUAUUGGAGUUAAAGGAGUUGUUUAGGGAUGGGGAGUGGAUUAUUGGAGGUAACUUCAAUGUAAUCAAGAACCAUAGAGAAAGGAAAUGGGGGAGGUUGUAUGAGGACAACACCGAAACAAAUCUUAUUGCCGAAUUUAUUGAGAAAAUUGGUUUGGUGGACAUUCCUUGUAAAGGAAAGAAGUUCUCUUGGUAUAGUGCUGAUGGGAAGUCUAUGAGUAGAAUUGAUCAUUUCCUUUUGUAG
This is a messenger RNA of Vicia faba (fava bean), 513 nucleotides long. The record is from the annotation of a GenBank genome assembly. NCBI's taxonomy places the organism in Eukaryota, Viridiplantae, Streptophyta, Magnoliopsida, Fabales, Fabaceae.